GGCAUUGUGAAAAGCGGCGCGCGCACGCGUGUUUUUCGCGGCGAUACGAUCGCGCUCGCGACAAAUUCGCGUUUCGAAAUGCAGUGAACGUGUUGUUGUUACGAUGGAAGCGUUGACCUCGGAGAUCUUUUGCACAGUGAAAUGAAUGGGAAUGCAGUGAUGGAAUGUUUGACAAGUGUUGGUGCUUUAAAAACAGUGAAAAUGUUAGUGUUGUCCAACAUGUUCCGGGGGCAAAGCCAAAUCGGUCCCAAAGUCACUGAACCGGAGAAGGUCGAUACCGAUACCCACGUACCGAGAGUGAAGCAGCGGACAAAAACUAUAGACGACGUCACGCACGGUGUAGACAAUAAGUCGGUGCGCCGCGAAAAGUGCCUUUCUAAUAGCGUCGACGCAAUAGUCAUGCGCGAAGACGUCAAAAGCAAAGUGAUAUGUAGUGCCAAAGGUUUAUUAGAAACAAAUUUAGAUGAUUUGUUUUGUGAUGAACAGAGUGACCGCUGGGAUUCAAAGUUUGGUGCUAGCGAGCCGACUUUGAGUUCUGGCGAGGCGGAUUUUAAGGGGUUGAGUAAGAGGGGAUCCCUUGUGUCAGGAGAUGACAGUGAGGUGGAUUCUGCUACGGAUAGUGAUUGCAUGGAUGAAGUGGUUCGCGAGCAAAGGGUAUGCCUCGGUGCUAGGCGCUUCGGGCAUAUGCUGAGGAGGGUCAUAUCUAGAAAUGUGUUCCCCAAUGUACCGGCCGCGCCAGGAAUGCCAUGCGCUGGAGAGGAUAGGAGCAUAUACAGAAGAGGAGCGAGGCGGUGGCGGAAGCUCUACCGAGUCAAUGGACACAUCUUCCAAGCGAAAAGGUUUAAUAGACGCGCCUUCUGUGCCUUCUGCCAGGAUCGGAUAUGGGGCCUCGGGCGGCAGGGCUUCAAGUGCAUCCAGUGCAAGCUGCUGGUGCACAAGAAGUGCCACAAGCUGGUCCAGAAGCCGUGCUCCAACGAGCACGUGGACCCGGUCGAGGUUAAGGAUGACGCUAACGGGGAAAGCACGCUCGGACGGGCCUCUUCUGUCAGGUCGAGGGCAGAGCCCGAGCCUCCGCUGCCGGAGACGCCGCCGGCGCCGGCGCCCGCCAGCCUGCUGCCCCGCGAGGACCUCGAGCCAGGCUCGCAGCGCCAGUACUCGCUGGAGGACUUCGAGUUGAUCCGGGUCAUUGGACGCGGGUCAUACGCCAAGGUGCUGAUGGUGGAGCUGAAGCGAACAAAACGCGUGUACGCCAUGAAAGUCAUCAAGAAGGCCCUGGUGACGGACGACGAGGACAUCGACUGGGUGCAGACGGAGAAGCACGUGUUCGAGACCGCCUCCAACCACCCCUUCCUGGUGGGGCUGCACUCCUGCUUCCAGACGCCCAGCCGGCUGUUCUUCGUCAUCGAGUUCGUGAGGGGCGGGGAUCUCAUGUUCCACAUGCAGCGUCAGCGGCGUUUACCAGAGGAGCACGCGCGGUUCUACGCGGCUGAGAUCUCCCUGGCGCUGCACUUCUUGCACGAGCGCGGCGUCAUCUACCGCGACCUCAAGCUUGAUAACGUGCUGCUCGACCAUGAAGGGCACAUCAAGCUCACCGACUACGGCAUGUGCAAGGAGGGCGUCCGACCCGGCGACACGACGUCAACCUUCUGCGGGACGCCCAACUACAUCGCUCCUGAGAUCCUGCGAGGCGAGGAGUACGGCUUUAGCGUGGACUGGUGGGCACUUGGAGUGCUGACGUAUGAGAUGUUGGCUGGACGCUCGCCCUUCGACAUCGCGCAGGCGGCUGACAACCCCGACCAGAAUACGGAGGACUAUCUUUUCCAGGUGAUCCUAGAGAAGACGAUCCGUAUCCCCCGCUCGCUGUCGGUCAAGGCGGCGUCGGUGCUGAAGGGCUUCCUCAACAAGAGCCCGGUGGAGCGGCUCGGCUGCGGCGAGAACGGCUUCCUGGACAUCGUCAACCACCCCUUCUUCAAGAGCAUCGAGUGGGAGAUGCUGGAGCAGAAGCAGGUGGUGCCUCCGUUCAAGCCGCGUCUGGAGGGCGAGCGCGACCUGGCCAACUUCCCGCCCGAGUUCACCGACGAGCCCGUGCACCUCACGCCCGACAACGACACGGUGAUCGCCGACAUCGACCAGUCGGAGUUCGAGGGCUUCGAGUACGUGAACCCGCUCCUGAUGUCGCUGGAGGAUUGCGUGUGACAGCACGCCUGCCUGCUGCACCCCUACCACGACCCAAUGCAGGCGUACGGCUACGGGGGCGGCGGCGGGGAGUCGUCGUCGUCGGACUACGACUCGGUGUGCUCGGAGCUGCCGGCGCGGCGCCCCACGCUGCUGCAGCACAUGUUCUGCCUUCCGCUCAACUGACGCAAGCCGCGGCCGCCUCCGCCCGCGGGACCAAACGCAUUGUCUUAACGCUAUAUUCUAACGGUACGGUGCUUGAGCGGGGAUUUUGUGCCUGGAAACAUUUGGAGUGCACAAAAUCUGUACUCAACAUUUAUGUGAAUCGUUAGAAUAUGUGGUAAGUUUGUGAUCCACUGUUAUAUGUUUCCUUUUUAAUACAUAAAUUGUUUUAUUGAUUUUUUUUUGCUGAACAAAGCAGGUAUUUGACCGCAAUCACACAUGAUAUUAAAUGAUAUGCAGUAUAGGAUGGUACAUACCUGCGCAGUAAAUGCCUAUUAACUCUCACCUUGACGAGACCCGGAUUAUACUGAUUUUUAAUGAAAAUGUACUCAAAGAUACCGGACUACUUUAAACUGUCUAUCAACCAGUAUCAAACCUUUAGUAUUUUAGCCUUUUAUAGAUGAAAUAGUUUCAGUUUCAUUAUCAUAAUAUUUAAAUAUUUGUGAAAGUGGAUCACAGAAUGUUUUUGUGUGGGAGGAGGUGUUCGGCGUACACACCAUGCACCAAACACUAACGUCAAACACAUCACUUUCACCUUGAGCUACAGCAUAGCUUCUAAUAGUCUAUUACUUAUUUACGAGUAUAUUUAAUAUACCCCUUUGAUUUGACAUAUUAAAACCAUUAUGGUAUUCUGUGCUUCUGUAUUUAUAUUACUAGUUCAAUUGUUUUUACCUGACUGCGCCAGGAGGGUUAAGUUUUUAUGUAACACAAGUUAUUAUUGUCAUCACAAUGUUAUUAUUGCGAAGCAAUUAUGUUGUAUUAAGUUAAAUCAUGAAUACAUUAACGAAAGCGGUGUCUGGUGACGAAUAAGUCACUGAUAUGAGUGUAAUUGUGUGAUGCAAGUAAUAUUACAAAAAAAUGCAUAACUUUCAUAUAAAAAUAUACAAAACUGAUUAAAAAAUAAGGUAAAUUUCUUAUUCAAACGCAACACAAAAAUACUCAUUUUACUUGUGUCACACGAUUACACUGCGAGACACAGAAAUUGGCUUCCAAUUUUUAUAAAACAAAAAAAUUAACUAAGUAUUUAAGUGGUGCUUUCAUGCUGGUUCUUUCGUAUUUAAUCGUUCAUUAGUGUAUCGAAGUUAUUAAUUAAAUAUGAGCACGUUUUUUACCUAUAUUUUUCUCUCAUGUGACAUUUAUCACGAUUGUAAAAUAGAAUUCAUUGUUUGCACGAAUACUUCUAAUAUCAAUGUUACUUCUCUGUUUAAGAUUUUCACCGUUCCUCUUUCAACCCACCGAUUUAUUAUAUUAAACAACACUCGCAUGCAAAAAUACACGAAAUCGGCUCUUAUACAAUCCUUCAUUGCCUAUACAAAAAGUUACAUACAAACUUCAUGAAACAAUAUAAACUUAAUAGUGACUGGUUUGAACUAUACAUCAAAAUUUACAAUUGAUUAAAAUACCUAAUAAGCAGUUAUUUUGCAAGUGAGUAUAUUUACUCUGUUAUGGAAUUGAGAUUAUGGACACUACCCUCUUUUUACCGAUGUCUGAUCAAAAAAUGAAUAAAUUAUUUCAAAGCGUAGUUGCUAUUUUGAUCAGUAAGUAAAAACUGAGGAUGGAUGCUGAAAACCAUGUUUGGUGCUCGGUAAGUUACGAUACGCGAUUCAAAGCUUCAACUGUAGGUAGGGAACAGCAAAGGUUUCGGUCACACUUUACUUGUUAUUGUCUUAGAUAUUUCGAUAUAACAGUUAGAUGUUGGGUAAUAUUAUACAGAAGAGGCCAAAAUGGAAUGUGUUACAAGUGUAGAAAUCAACCAAAAUAUCUUAAAAGUACUUGGAUAAGGCUGUAGGUUCCCGACUUGAAAUUUGUAUGGAACCCUUCAACUAACUGUUAUCCAUCGAAAGUAGAACACUUAAAUUAUCCCAACGGAAACUCCGUUGUUUCAAAAACGCUUCUGUACAUAAUUAACGGAAAUUAAUCAAUAUGUAUUAUACGGGAAAUAUUAUAAGACUUAAUAUUUUUGAAACUAUUGUAGUGUCUAUCUAUCCUUUCUUUGAGAAAGGUCGGUUUAGUAUGUUGGUAUUGUAUUGUGGUAACUGUAUGUAACGAUUCAACCGCCGAGUUCAUUUGGCAGCGAGGUGGAAUCGUCUUUAUUAAAACGGUGUAAAGUCUCUUUUGUAAUAUUAAUGCUGAAUGAAUUUUCAAUAAGUUUGAUAUAAUAAAACUGACUUUAAAAUAACUCUAAUAAAGUACAUUGUACCACGGCAGCCCUCUCGCGUGGUUCGAAUCUCGCCCGUGACUUUCGCGCUUCCCUAAUUCCCUUUACUUGGGGCUGCGGUCUGCACGCGUUAAAUUUAUCAUUAUUGUUUUGAGCAAUAAUUAUUAUUGUAGUUUAUCGAUGUGGAUACCGAGACGGUUGUCUACCAAUGAAGGCACGUAAGGAAUUAAUCGUAGAUUUUUGCGGCCACCGGCUGGCGAACAUAUUAUAGUCCUUAUCCAAAUUUAGUAUAUUCCCUAGAAGCCUAGAUUUAACCUAGUUUCGUAGCUACGAUUCUUGGCAUUUUGAUGCGUGUGUCAUUUACUUACAAUCGUAUUCCGAUUAAUGUACAAAUGUUACAAAGUAUUUAAUACUUUUGUCAAGUAAAAUGUAAAUGACACGCGGGUUUUUGCUAUUUAUUAUAAAACAUUAAAUGGCGUGGAACACAUUCCAACGUUAAUUAUACUAAUCGAAUGCAUGUUUAAUUAAAAAAAUUAAUGAUAACGAUGUAGUUCAUUUUGUUAUUAAAAUUUUAUUAUAAUAAAACGUUGGACAGUUUCCAUGCCACUAAGUGUAAAGUAUAUUCCAUUCCCUAUUGUAGAUCCUGUUGACCUUCAUAGCUAACACCACUCGUUUAGGUAGCCAACGAAUUUUAUAUAUAAAAAUAUGAUAUUGAGCACUGAAACAAAUUUAAAAUUGUGUACAUUAUAAACAAAUAAAUCGUAAAUUACAUUGGUUAUAAAUAUAACAAAUUAUUGUUAAAUGUAGAAGAAAAGACUUAUUAUAUAAAGAUGGUAAAUUAUGUAAUGUGUUACGGCGUGCGGGCGCCAAUGAGCUCAAGUGUCCACAAACUAUUCUAAAUAGUGUGUAGUAUCUAUCUUAGACAUUUUGCACCGAUAUUAUAGACUCGCACUCGCGCCGCGUGUGCUGCGCCUUCGCGUCACUCGAUAUUUGUCACGCAACUUGCGUCACGCGUAUUUAUCGAGUGACAGACGUCGGCCUGACUUUAUGUGGUUAUACCCGUAAUGGUGUGACUACACAAGGCGUACCAAAAGCGUUACAAAAUACCGUUGUAAAAUAAAUGUGUAUUCUAUUCCAUUGCUAUUAAUGUGACUGUGAAUACGCCGUGUGUAGUUGAACCGUAUUGUAUUUUAUUGAUGUGUUGUCGUUUUGGAGUUACGUGUAUGUAAAAUACCAUUUUGUUUGACGGUCAGUUGUGUUUGGAUGAACCAGAGAUUAUUAUAAACGUAAGGAGCAUCUGCAGCAUACCGCCAAAGCCUGCACUAGGGUUAUUGUAUUAUGUUAUUAAGUAUUUAUAUUGUAAGCGGCAGUAUUCUGGUACUAUUAAAGCUUUAGGUGUAUUUAGUUUAACAUUCCAACGUAUCUGAAAGCAUUGUUAUUUGUUCUGAGUGAUUUUAAAAUGCAGUGUGCUGUGGUAACUGUGAACCUCACCAUCCAAAUAUAUCAUAGUCUGGCGUCAGCCCGCUUCGCACUGAUGCUAAUAUAGUAUAUUCAUAGAUAUAGAAAUAUACCAGUAAUUAAGAAAUCUGCAAUUCAGCACUCUGCAUUAUCGUUUUAAAUGUAUCGUUGUGAAUCAGACGUUAAGUUUGAACUAUAUAAAUGAUUUAUUACCAAAAAUAUGUAUAAAGAAUCAUACUAACUGCAUGACAAGUGAAAAACAAUUACUACCUAUUUAAUGAUAACGUAAGAGGAAUUGUUAAUAUGUAACAUUCGCUGCAUUAGAACAAAAUCAUGUGUAAUGUGAUUAGUUUUUAAGUAAUUUUAGUUGAUAUUUUCUCGCAUAAACACCAGAUAUUGUAAUGGAGCAAGCAGUUGUAAUAUGUUUUGAUAGUUUUGUUGGCCGUACUUUGUGUAUGUUACUUACGAGUCCAUUGCGAAGGCUUGCGAAUCUGCCAGUGGCAGGAAACUUGGGAUACUGUACUAUUCUAUGCUUAACUGAAAAUAAAGAAAGAUUAAUCCGAAAA
Messenger RNA from Ostrinia nubilalis (European corn borer), 6579 nucleotides. RefSeq names its product atypical protein kinase C (gene aPKC). Gene Ontology annotation, biological process: protein phosphorylation; establishment or maintenance of cell polarity. The transcript has 13 exons. NCBI's taxonomy places the organism in Eukaryota, Metazoa, Arthropoda, Insecta, Lepidoptera, Crambidae. Gene Ontology annotation, cellular component: nucleus; cytoplasm. Gene Ontology annotation, molecular function: ATP binding; protein serine/threonine kinase activity. The record is from RefSeq and is a predicted model, not a curated record. The coding region runs from base 142 to 2196 and encodes 684 amino acids.